Pelobates fuscus (common spadefoot toad) is the source of this 1382-nucleotide messenger RNA. It is a transcript of the gene RDH5, whose product is annotated as retinol dehydrogenase 5. The transcript has 5 exons. Gene Ontology annotation, cellular component: intracellular membrane-bounded organelle. Gene Ontology annotation, biological process: retinoid metabolic process; steroid metabolic process. NCBI's taxonomy places the organism in Eukaryota, Metazoa, Chordata, Amphibia, Anura, Pelobatidae. Gene Ontology annotation, molecular function: all-trans-retinol dehydrogenase (NAD+) activity. The record is from RefSeq and is a predicted model, not a curated record. Bases 216 to 1175 code for a protein of 319 amino acids.
UCGUUUAAAGCCGAUGGACUUUGCCUAGAAACACUGUUACUCUGUCUUGUUGAGCAGCGCAGAGCACAUCACCGGGAAGAUGAUGAUAUUUGGAAGAGGCAAUCAACGAGAUAACUGAGUUGUGGAGAAGGAAACUCCACCCAAGAGCCAGGGAUUCUUGUUACAAGGAGGAGGCAGAAGGAAUUGUAAAAAAGGAUUACAGAAGCUCUCCAUCCAUGUGGUGCUACGUACUUCUCUUUGCCAUGAUUUGGGCAAUUGUUUGGUUCCUAAGGGACAGACAGACCAUAUCAAGAUUUUCAGACAAACAUGUCUUCAUCACAGGCUGUGACACUGGCUUCGGAAAUUUGCUGGCCAAACGUCUGAGCAGGAAGGGCUUCCAGGUCUUGGCAGGAUGCCUCACUCAAACAGGAGCAGACGAACUAUUGAAAGCUUGCCCUGUGGGGCUAAAAUGUAUUUUACUGGAUGUUACCAACAGUGACAGCAUCAAACAUGCUGUGGAGUGGGUGAAGUCUGAGGUGGGGGACAAAGGUCUCUAUGGUCUGGUUAAUAAUGCUGGCAUUGCCAAUCCUAUAGGCCCCACUGAAUGGAUGACGUUGCAGGACUAUCGGAGAGUUAUGGAAGUUAACACAUUUGGGACAAUUGGAGUGACCUUAAGUUUUCUGUCACUAAUAAAGAAGGCACAAGGACGUGUUGUGAAUAUGGCAAGCAUUCUUGGGAGGAUCUCAGCCAACGGAGGCGGGUACUGUGUAUCUAAAUACGCUGUGGAGGCAUUCUCUGACAGUCUCAGGCGUGACAUGCAGCACUUUGGAGUUAAGGUUUGCAUUAUAGAGCCGGGUUUCUUUAAGACUGCAGUGACAAAUCUUGAUUCUAUUGAGAAGUCGUUGCAGCAGCUAUGGGACCAGAUGCCACCUGAAACACAAAGAAGCUAUGGACAUACCUUUUUCAAACAAUAUCUCAAAGUACAAAGGAUCAUCAUGAAUUUCAUCUGUGAUCCUGACAUCUCCAAAGUGCCAAAGUGCAUUGAACAUGCUUUACAAGCUUCAUAUCCGCGAACCAGAUAUAGCCCAGGUUGGGAUGCCAAACUCGUGUGGAUACCAGCUUCCUACAUGCCAUCUUUUAUUGUGGAUGCAGUCCUGGCUUUUGUCCUUCCCAAGCCAGAGUACAGAGUUUGCUAAGACUAUUAAAUGACAGAGAAUCAUCCUUUAAGAGAAAUGUGGUAAAAAAAAAAAGUCUAGCGCAGUAUUUACUUUUUCACACUUUACAUGUUAUUGUACAUUUUAUAUUUAUCACCACCACAAGGCUCUCGACUUACUGAAGACCAAAUGAAUUGUCUUUGAUAAUGGAGAGAGGAUCAUUUAUUUAUAAUACAUUUUGUGUGACAU